UUAGUUGAUUGGUAGACCAUAGAGAGAGAGAGAGAGUGUGAAGACUCUUUAGUCUUUAUUAUCCAUACACACGCGACUCAACCAUCUGAAAUUAGGAUUAGGGUUUGUGUUGGUAUCCUCCUCUCUGAUUCGAAUCGAAGCAAAAUCAAUCAGAAUUCAGAUCAACAACAAUGGCGAUGGAUCUCCAAAAAUCAAAAUCAAAUUCAAUCGACGCUGUUUUGAGCUUCACAAAACAUGUAUUAUCUAAAGAAGAAUAUCAGGAGAAGAACCUUGUCUUCUCGCCCUUGUCUCUGUACGCUGCUCUUAGCGUCAUGGCCGCCGGUGCAGAUGGCCUCACACUCGACGAGCUUCUUUCAUUCCUCCGAUUUGACUCCGUCGACCAUCUCACCACCUUCUUCUCUCAGGUCCUCUCCCCUGUGUUGUUCUCCGACGACCAUCUCUCUUUUGCUAAUGGAAUGUGGGUUGAUCAAUCACUUUCCAUUUUCCAUUCUUUUAAACAACUUGUCUCCACUCAUUACAAGGCCACUCUAGCCUCACUUGAUUUUCAGACUAAGGGUGAUGAAGUGCUCCCUGAAGUGGAUUCAUGGGUUGAAAAAGAGACUAAUGGCCAUAUUACAGACCUUGUUCCUCCCGAAGCAGUAACCAACUCAACUAGGUUUAUCUUUGCAAAUGCACUGCGCUUCAAUGAUGAAACAGAUAAGUUGUCUUCAAAAUCUGGUUUCUUCAAAGGCAAACUUCCUCGCAAAAAAAAGCCAGUACGAUGCCUCAGAAUUCCAAAAUUCAGUAUUUCUUCUACUUUUCAAGCUUCAGAUAUGCUCAAGAAGGUUGGAGUGCUUUCACCUUUCUCUCCUCAGGAUGCCGAUUUUACAAAAAUGGUGGAGGUGAAUUCUACUUCUGAUAAAUUAUACGUGGAAAACAUAUUUCAUAAAGUUUCUAUUCAAGUGACUGAACAAGGCACUGAGGCAACAGCAGCUACGGUGGGGAUUGGACGGGCACCAACAGGUGGUUUUGAGCCACCACCUUCUCGACGUAUAGACUUUGUAGCUGACCACCCUUUCCUCUUCUUGAUCCGAGAAGAUUUCACCGGAACAAUCCUUUUCAUUGGGCAGGUUCUCAAUCCCCGUCAUUGAGCUCCGGUCAAGUGAAGGUAACACGAGCUUUGGCAUAUGCAGUUAAGGAUGCCGUGCUACUUGACGUUGAGAGGACGAUGCAUGACAGUGCAGCAGCGGAAGGGGGAACAUGGGUUCUGGGUUCAAUUUUUAUGGGUUAUGGGUCAGAAAUCGGAGGUACAUGGGUUGUGGGUUCAAUUUGUACUGGUUAUGGGUUCAAUUCCUUAUGGAACAGAGAAUCUGAAGAUAAAAAGCUGGGUU
Lotus japonicus is the source of this 1370-nucleotide messenger RNA. Its product is annotated as serpin-Z2A-like. Bases 171 to 1130 code for a protein of 319 amino acids. Gene Ontology annotation, molecular function: serine-type endopeptidase inhibitor activity. The transcript has 3 exons. NCBI's taxonomy places the organism in Eukaryota, Viridiplantae, Streptophyta, Magnoliopsida, Fabales, Fabaceae. The record is from RefSeq and is a predicted model, not a curated record.